Penicillium cinerascens is the source of this 1286-nucleotide messenger RNA. RefSeq lists its product as uncharacterized. Bases 1 to 1272 code for a protein of 423 amino acids. The record is from RefSeq and is a predicted model, not a curated record. The transcript has 2 exons. Lineage: Eukaryota; Fungi; Ascomycota; Eurotiomycetes; Eurotiales; Aspergillaceae. Gene Ontology annotation, molecular function: FAD binding; monooxygenase activity.
AUGGGCUUCGAAGAUAAGCGCGUCGCCAUCGUCGGCGGCGGCCUGGGCGGCAUGUCCUUUCUUAACGCAGCCUUGUACGUGGGGUUGAAGAAUGUCCAGCUCUAUGAACAGGCACAGCAAUUCCGUGAAGUCGGGGCGGGUGUCAACAUUACCUCCAACGCGAAUCGCGUCUUGGACGCCUUCGGUCUUCAAGAGAGCAUGACGCGCCGCUCCUCCCGCAAACUGCCCUCCUACAUGGAGUAUCACAGCUACAAGACUGGUGAAUAUCUGGGUCACAUUGAAGAAUUCUCGCAACCGCCCGCUCGCUUGUUGCACCGCGCACAUCUCCUUGAAACUUUUAAGGAACGUGUGCCCGAGUCGUCUCUCAACCUGGGCAAGCACUUGGCGUCGAUCGAUCGUAACUCUUCUGGAGCACCCUACACGCUGCACUUCCAAGAUGGCAGCACCGCGGAGGCCGACAUCGUCAUUGGAUGCGACGGCAUCAAGUCCAACGUGCGCCGGGAUAUGGGUCUGGCUGAUUCGCCCAACUACUCGGGUCAGGUUGUGUACCGUGGCUUUGUCGACUACAAGGAUCUGCCCGAGGAGACAGCUCAGCUGCUGCGGAAGACGGUCAACUUCCGUGGCCCUAAGCGACACGUCCUCAUCCUGCCCAUUGGUAACAAGGAAACUCAGACUGAUCGCGCCGCCGUUAUCGGAUUUAUGUCUGAGCCUCUUGAAGCCUGGGACUCGGAGAGUUGGAUGUCACGCUCUGAUAUUGAUAGCCUGCAAGAACAUGUUCGAGACUGGUGCCCGCAGGUGCAACACAUCAUCGAGGGUUUGCGCAAGGCCUCGCCCGAUGGCAAGAUGCUUAAACAAGCUCUUUAUGUGCGUGACCCGAUUGAGAAGUGGUACGAAAUGGGUGGAAAUGAUUCUGGUAUCAUCCUCUUGGGUGACUCCGCUCACUCCACCCUUCCUCACCAGGGCCAAGGAACCUGCAUGGCCAUUGAAUCUGGCCUUGCGCUCGCAACUGUCCUGCGCCACUGGAAGGGUGAUGACUUGGAAGGAGCAUUCCAGUUCUACCAAGACCUGCGCAAGCCUAGGACAGACCGGAUUACACAGACCAGCUACGAAGCUGGAAAGCUUGCCAGCUCGGACACGCCGGACCAGUUGACCGACAACUUUAAUCCGCAGGCAUUGGGAGAGCGCAUGAAGUGGAUUAUGGAGUAUAACGUGCUGGAGGACUUGAGGACCAAGGGAGCUGAUGUCCUGGAUUUCCAUGACUCCCGACUUUGAACAUCUCAGGGAUG